AUGUCGCAGUUCGGUCUGUUUUAUGAAGGUGUUCGUUGGGACAUUCCUAGUGAAGGUGGAGCAGCAUGCCUUUCUUAUCUAUCAAAGACUCGGCGCUUGCUUGAGACUCUAUUUUUUACAUUUGUUUACGGGAUUUCGCUUUUGUGGUGUAUUCCAAGACUCAAGCUUCCCGUUGAUGAAAGGUAUACUCCACGUAAACGCAUAGCAUGGAUAGCAAUGGUUCAUUGCUUGGUGUUUGGCAUGGAAGUCGGCUACAAACUCACAGCUCGUUCACUAAUCUUCAUUUUUAAUCCGUGCCAUGCAAUAACAGCUGUUCAGAUAUGGCUUUUGUGUGCAAAGCCGAGCUCAUUCGUUACUGCCGUUUUUCGUUUGCACCUUCAUGGUAUCAACGGGACGCUGCUUGCUCUUUUACUUCCGACAACUGGCACAAGAACGCCCGCUCUUCGGAUCAUCUACUUCGUUCAGCACAUUCUCAUUCUCUUUGUUCCGGCUUGCAUUUUGGAUCAAAAAUCCGUCUAUUCAAUUGAGCCUUUGGGUGAUUUUAAUUGGGUUUUAACGUCCUUGGCGAUACAAACGCUCUACCACUUUCUUUUCCUCCAACCGCUUGGAAUGCUAACCCAUGCUAACCUGAACCAGAUGCUCUGUCCAUCUCCCUCUGACCCGUUUGCUGGACCUCACUAUCGUAUAGCCGCAAUGAUUCACCAACCACUGUUGAUACUUCUGUCGGGAAAGCUUUACUCUAUCAUUGUCUUGUGGCUACAACAAUCCAUCAAGUCUCCGAACUUCCUCAAGCCUCUCUGCUCCUCCUUUCAUUGGCUUCCUGGUCUUACCAUCAUCUCAAGGAAUCCCACUAAAGCUGUCGCCGACCAAAUUGUUUGUGAAAAGACAGUAGAACGGAGACCGCGCUCCUUGGAGGAACUUUUCCAAACUCAAAGUAGUUGCACUACUUCGGAGUAG
Molecule: messenger RNA, 957 nt
Organism: Hydatigera taeniaeformis
Lineage: Eukaryota; Metazoa; Platyhelminthes; Cestoda; Cyclophyllidea; Taeniidae
Source: the annotation of a GenBank genome assembly